This is a messenger RNA of Theobroma cacao (cacao), 3780 nucleotides long. RefSeq names its product VPS54 (gene VPS54). Gene Ontology annotation, molecular function: syntaxin binding. Gene Ontology annotation, biological process: Golgi to vacuole transport; retrograde transport, endosome to Golgi. Gene Ontology annotation, cellular component: GARP complex. NCBI's taxonomy places the organism in Eukaryota, Viridiplantae, Streptophyta, Magnoliopsida, Malvales, Malvaceae. The record is from RefSeq and is a predicted model, not a curated record.
CCCAAGAAGGCGGUCCGGUCCAGCCAUUUCAGCUUUCUUUCCUACGCUUUGCACUUCCAUCUCUUCUUCUCAGAUCUCUCGCUUCUUUCCCAUUCUUUCCAGAUCCCAAAAUCACCAUUGAUUCAAUUCAAACCAACACAUUGGAUUCGCCUUUUUAUCAUUUCUUUUCAGAAUUUCGAUCCAAAGGAACGAAAAAGAAAUUUAAGGGAAAGAAACAGUUUGAUGACUAGAAAGCAAAAUUGAGAAGCCAAUUUUUGUUGAUUGAUGAUUUGUAGAUCUUGAAAAUGGAUCCGCAGCCUUCCCCAUCGGGAAGGUCGUCCCCAGUAGGUCGAAGCCCUUCAUUCUCCGUGACCGAUGCGGGUAGCCAAAGUCUCUCUUCGAUCCUCAACAACCCUCACGCUGCCAGAUUGGAGGCCUCUUGGGUUGGUUGGUGGUCCGUUUCUCCUCCCGAGUUCGCGCCCUUAAUUUCAACCAAAGCCUCCUCCGACCUCACACGAUCCGACUUCCAAUCCUACGUCUCUUCCGUCUCUGACUCCUACCAUCGCUUCGAGGACAUUCGCAACCACUCCACCAAGGAGCAAACCCUCGAUGUCGACAACAUUGGGGAGGCCCUCGUCGCUUGUUUGAGGGAGGUCCCGGCACUCUAUUUUAAGGAAGAUUUCGCACUCGAAGAUGGACCCACUUUCCGGGCAGCCUGCCCUUUCACCGAUGUUUCUGAAAACAUUGUGCUUCAGGAGAAGUUGUCACACUACCUGGACGUGGUGGAGCUGCAUUUGGUCAAGGAGAUUUCGCUGCGCUCCAAUUCUUUCUUUGAAGCGCAAGGGCAGUUGCAGGACUUGAAUGUUAAGAUUGUGGAAGGUUGCAGUCGGAUUCGCGAGUUAAAGGAAACUAUUCGGCUUUUAGACACUGAUUUGGUUGACUCUGCUAGGCAGAUUCAGGAGUUGAAUGCCAAUAGGACCAAUUUGUUUGCACUCCAACAUAAAUUGAAGCUUAUUCUAUCUGUUAACCAAGCGUUAUCCGCUCUUAAAUUGCUUGUUGCAUCUGCAGAGUGUGCUGGAGCUUUGGAUGUUAUUGAUGACCUGCAGCACUUGUUGGAUGGGGAUGAGCUUACUGGUUUACAUUGCUUUCGUCACCUUCGAGAUCAUGUAGUGGCUUCUAUAGAUUCCAUAAACAGCAUUCUUUCGGCAGAAUUUAUGUGUGCUUCAAUACAUGAUACUGGAGAUGCGGAUGCAGUUAUAUUGUUGAAAGCAAAAGCCAGGGCAUCCAGUUCCUUGAAUGGAAAAGAUGUUGAACAGGUUAAGUUGGAUGAGGAGGAAACCACUAAUUUUCGAGAUCGUCUUCUGCCCCUCAUCAUUGGUUUGCUUCGAACAGCCAAGCUCCCCUUUGUCCUGAGGACAUAUCGUGAUACACUUACUGCUGAUAUGAAAACUGCUAUUAAGACUGCUGUUGCAGAGCUGCUUCCUGUUCUUGUUGCUCGACCUCUGGAGUCUGAUUUAACUGCAGAGCGUUCUAUGGACAUAGAUGGUGGAGGCUCAUCACUUGCAAGCAAAUUGAGGAGCUUGUCAUCUGAAAGCUUUGUUCAACUUUUGGCUGCUAUUUUCAAGAUUGUACAGGCACAUUUAGUGCGGGCUGCUGAAGUGAAAAGGGCCAUUGAGUGGAUAAUGUGCAACCUUGAUGGUCAUUAUGCUGCUGAUUCAGUUGCUUCUGCAAUUGCUCUUGGUGCCAUGGUGGCAGAAUCUUCUCAAGAGAGUAAUGGUCAAGGUGGUCCACUUCUUCCAUAUGCGCCUUUGAGGAGUACUGCCAAGGCUCUUUCAUCCCCAGGGAAAGCAAGUGAUGCAAUAAGCCCCUCUAAUUUGUCAAAAAAUUUCAGGGCUGAUGUUUUAAGAGAAAACACUGAAGCAGUCUUUGCAGCUUGUGAUGCUGCUCAUGGAAGGUGGGCAAAGCUGCUUGGGGUUCGUGCUCUUCUUCAUCCUAGGUUGAGAUUGCAAGAGUUUUUGAGCAUAUAUAACAUCACUCAAGAGUUUAUAACUGCUACAGAGAAGAUUGGCGGAAGGUUGGGAUAUAGCAUACGUGGAACACUACAGUCACAGGCCAAAUCCUUUGUUGAUUUCCAGCAUGAAUCUCGAAUGACAAAAAUAAAAGCAGUGCUUGACCAGGAGACAUGGGUAGAAGUUGAUGUUCCUGAUGAAUUUCAGGCAAUUGUGUCUUCACUACUUCAUUCUGAAGCAAUAAUUUCUGGAAACAAGGAUAAUGCUGAAACUAAUAUGACAAGCUACAGUGAUAUGGUUGCAAGCAAUGAAGGUUCACAAGUGGCUGACACUGGAUUACAGGGUGCUUUAGAGCAACAAGAGCAGACUGACUCUAGUGGCGCAACUGCACUCAAUGCUGCCCAAGGGAAGGCUGAGGCGAUUGAGAAAAUGAAAUCUGAUUCAGUAACUUCAUCUCAGAGUAACAGUAGUAACAUGAAGGAACGUGGAAAACCUACUACUCAAAUGCUUGAAUAUGGAGGUGUUGGUUAUCACAUGGUAAACUGUGGCUUAAUAUUGGUGAAGAUGCUGUCGGAGUACAUUGACAUGAAUCAUCUUUUGCCAUCACUGUCCUUGGAAGUGGUUCAUCGUGUUGUGGAGAUUUUAAAAUUUUUCAAUACGAGAACUUGCCAACUUGUCCUGGGUGCUGGAGCCAUGCAGGUUUCUGGUUUGAAGUCCAUUACUUCUAAACAUUUGGCCUUGGCAAGUCAAGUCAUUAGUUUCACAUAUGCUAUUAUUCCUGAAAUCAGGCAAAUCCUGUUUCUGAAAGUUCCCGAGCCUCGAAAGUCACUAUUGUUGUUGGAGUUUGAUCGAGUAGCACAGGAUUAUAAGGUUCAUCGUGAUGAAAUACAUACAAAGCUUGUUCAGAUAAUGAGAGAGAGGUUGUUGGUUCAUCUGCGUGGACUGCCCCAGAUUGUUGAAAGCUGGAAUAGGCCAGAAGAUGCUGAACCACAGCCCAGUCAAUUUGCUCGAUCCCUUAUAAAGGAAGUUGGCUACCUCCAACGUGUUUUAUCUCGAACAUUGCAUGAAGUAGACGUUCAAGCAAUUUUCAGGCAAGUUGUUGUAAUCUUCCAUUCGCAAAUUUCAGAAGCAUUUUCACGCUUAGAGAUCACCACUCCUCAGGCAAAAGAUAGGCUGCAUCGUGAUAUUAAACACAUUCUUGGAUGCAUUCGAUCAUUGCCGACUGAUAAUUUGAACAAUUCUGCUACCCCUAACUGGGGGCAACUGGAUGAGUUUCUAGUGCAAAGGUUUGGGGCAGAGGCUGGUUGAGGUUUGUUGUUUUGUACAGUAAUAGAGACCACAUUUGAAGGGAACACUUGGGGAUUUGUCAGAACCAAUUCUCAGCCUAUGCAGUUGCUUUGUAGAAUUAAAUUGAGGUAGAUUGUGAAAAAUAGUACAAAAUCAGAUUGAAAUGUUGCGGCAGGAAGGAAGCAUUAAUAGUUUUGGGAGUCACAGUUGAAUCUACAUAUACACAUCAUUUAAUCAUUACAUAGUUUGUAAUGGAAUAGAAUGGUCGGGUCCGUCCAUGUUUUGUUCCCUUCAUGUAAUUUUUGAGUAAAAACAGUGAAACAAAUUGAGUUUCCUCUCCCUCCCCCAAAGUCCAACCAUUUGAGUGAGUGAUCAGCAUUGGUUUUGCAUUUUGUUCUCUUUUCCCUUUCUUGUUUUCUCAUUAUUUUUUAUUAGGGCUAUAUGGAAUUGGACUUUAAUUGUUAUUGAUGUAGCAAAUAAAUUUCGUUCUUCAUUUGUUGUUGCA